Tricharina praecox is the source of this 2041-nucleotide messenger RNA. RefSeq lists its product as uncharacterized. The transcript has 2 exons. The coding region runs from base 71 to 1873 and encodes 600 amino acids. NCBI's taxonomy places the organism in Eukaryota, Fungi, Ascomycota, Pezizomycetes, Pezizales, Pyronemataceae. Gene Ontology annotation, molecular function: protein binding. The record is from RefSeq and is a predicted model, not a curated record.
ACCGGCAUCUCUCUACAAAAGGGACCGACAACCCACUGCCAUGUAUCCUCAUACCUAAUUCCCACAAGCCAUGAAUAGCCCACUUCUCCGUCUUCCUUCGGAGCUCCUGGGCUCUAUCCUCCAGUUCGCCUCGACGGACGAAAACAUCAGUGCUGGCCUCCGAGACCUUAUAAACGCCAGCAAGACUUGUACCGUCCUGCACCAUGCUGUAUUCUGUAUCACUAAUGACCGCCUCCUCUGGUAUCCGUUGGCCGCCUCGCUCGGAAUCCCGCCAACCGUCGCACUCGACGAUCUCCUCUACGCCGGCACAUCCGCGGUGCAGAAGCGCCAAUGGAUCCACGUCGUGCGCCUCAACUACAGCUGGGCGCAGCCCUUCCCGUCGUCAUCGUCCUCCUCCGAUCAGCCCGCAACGAUGCCGGUGCUACAGCGGGCCCGAGGAGUGAUCCCGCGCCCGUGGUGGCGUAUCAACCCCGCGCGGAGAAAGACGGUACAGAUGUGCGUAGCCGAAGAGGGCUCGACAGCGAGCCCGUCUUACAUUGCGGCGCAUGCGGCGGCAAGGAACGGCGGCGUUGCGUUGUUUGGCGCGAGGUACUGCGAUAAGGCUGUAAGUCCUGAUAACGGCCUCCUGGAUCCGGCGCUGGUCGUGCCGGCGUAUGUUUACCCAAAGCUGUGUGAGGACGAGAGUCAGUUUUCACCUUGCUUGGGGUUUGUGGAAUCGCGCGGGAAGGAGGGUGGUGAAGUCCGGAUUUCGGAGAUGGCACCGGAGCAGAAGAGACGGGUGGUGAGAACUUGGAAUACUGGCAUGAGAAAGUUUUUGACUUUCAAAACGUGCGGUGAUAUGUCGGUCGGGCUGUGUCGCGUGCCAGUCACGCUGGAGGGGACGGACCCGAGCGCUAGGAGCCUCGUCUGCUUGAGAGCAACGGAUGGUGAUAAGUGCAAUGUGGUGUGGGAACACAAGCAUGUGUAUGGUGACUGGGAGGACACCGAAGACGACUAUAUGAGGUAUCCGCGGAUCCGGAACUUCCACAUGACGAGUACACAUGUGGUAUGUCUCGUGACCCGCUCGCCGGAUCAUUCACACGCAAAACUCACACGCAUCGAAUUCCGCGUGCUGGACCUGCGCACCGGCGAGACCUGCCGCACCAUGGUCUUCAGUCGCCAGCCCAUUUCCUCCCACCCGGGUAUGAUCACCGCACUAACCACAGUGUUGGAGCACGACUUCAUCCUCACCGACAAAUUUGUCGUUUCCGGCGGACAAGGCGGGGAGCUCCUCGUUUGGGACUAUCGCACAACGAGCAGGGCCUCAUCCACCGUGCCCAACACUAGCUCUGACGCCCUGCUAUACGCAAUUCCUGUCUGGUGUUCAAGCUCCAGUAGUGAUAAUGCGGGAUCCUCCAGAACGUGGUCUGCCCUCACCAUCAGUGUCGAUGGGCGGUAUCUCGGCGCAAUGGUUAGCGACCAACUUUUUAUCAUCGACAUGGUGGAGAAAACAGUUGCCGCACGCUACCACAACGGCCGGCUAGUCCGGCCGCGAGACCGCUACGUCAAGAACCCGCGCGAUGACUUUGCCGGCGGGAUCUGGUGCUGGUGGAAAGAAUGGGAGUCCCAAACGGACCCCAAAAGCGGGGAGCAAACAUGGCAGGAAGUCCCCAACGGAGACGGCGUCACGUAUCUUGCUGGCAUCGUCGAGGAGGGUAGGUGGAUCGACCCCGACGAUAUACCGAAGUAUAUCACAUCGGCCAUAGCACUCUCCGCGUUUUGCCUGGAUAAUAGGAACUUCAUGUGGCUGCUGGCGAUGCUUUCGCCAUUCGUCGUGCCCCUCCUGGUAGCCUGGUUGUUGCCGGUCGAGUGGGCUUUGAGAUUGAGGAUGUGAUGAGGGGGCUGUAUGGUACCUAGCGUGUUGUGAUGGAAUUGAUUUUUGUAAUAUCAAAGCUGGACAUUUGAUUGCUUUAAGCGGGAGUGGGAUUGACAUGCACACGCCAUCACCCGUGAUCGGUUGUUGCAUGAAAUCGGGCGCAGCUCAGGCCAAUUGAUUCGAACU